Cryptomeria japonica (Japanese cedar) is the source of this 813-nucleotide messenger RNA. RefSeq names its product replication protein A 70 kDa DNA-binding subunit A-like. Lineage: Eukaryota; Viridiplantae; Streptophyta; Pinopsida; Cupressales; Cupressaceae. The record is from RefSeq and is a predicted model, not a curated record. The transcript has a single exon. Bases 1 to 813 code for a protein of 270 amino acids.
AUGCAUCAAUAUAAUACGGCAAAAUGCAAUGGCCAAGUUUUUAGUUUUGAUAUUAUAAACGAAGAGGGCUGUGAAAUUAGAAUUACUUCCUUUGAUGAAAUAGCAGAAUUGCACUAUCACCGAGUUGAACAAGGAGCUUCAUAUGUUGUUUCCAAAGGUUCUGUAAAAGACGCAAACACAAUAUACAAUAAGCUUAACAGCCACCUUGAGAUUGUCUUGACUGAAACUUCAGUUUUCAAGCGAUGUGCCCCUAAUUCUGCUGAGCCAAGUAAAAAAACCCACUUCACCCCUAUUAAUGAAGUUCUCACCACCACCAACAAUACUUUGGUUGAUGUUAUUGGUGUUGUUGUCAAUGUCGGAGAAAUUUGUGUAAUUCGUAGAAAGGAUGGAUCUACUGUGAACAAGAGAAUAGUAAAAUUAAAUGAUAUGUCAACUUUGACAAUUGAUGUUAACCUUUGGGGGCCGCCAUCAAAACAACUAGGUAAUGACUUGAAGAAUAUGCAUGCAUCUGGAACAUUUGUCAUCCUUGCUGUUCAAAAUGCAAGGGUUGGGUAUUUCAAUGGGAAAUUUAUUAAUAUUUCAGCGUCAACAACUUUCAAAAUUAACCCUUCCAUUCCUGAAGCAGACCCCCUCCAUUUAAGAGGCCCUGUACAACAAUGCCUUGAUCCACACUCUUUGGAUGUGCAUGCCAAAAAUAGCCAGUACAAGAGAAUGUCCAUUGCAUCCAUCCUUGAAUGCCUUAGCGUUGUGCCUGAAACCAUUGAGACUACUAUUACAGCUGUCCUGCGAUUCAUAAAGGGUGAACAGUUUUAA